Messenger RNA from Brassica napus (rape), 653 nucleotides. RefSeq names its product transmembrane protein 258-like. Gene Ontology annotation, biological process: protein N-linked glycosylation. Gene Ontology annotation, cellular component: membrane-bounded organelle. The transcript has 4 exons. The coding region runs from base 300 to 533 and encodes 77 amino acids. The record is from RefSeq and is a predicted model, not a curated record. Lineage: Eukaryota; Viridiplantae; Streptophyta; Magnoliopsida; Brassicales; Brassicaceae.
UUUUUAGUAUAUAAUUGGAGCCCCGAUAUAGUUGUCAGUUGUCACUUAUAGAUAUGAUGGCUUUAAUAAGAUUUUUUUAUUAAAGUCAUUUUAUGUAAAUCAAAACAAAAAUCAAGUUUUUAUUCAAAUAGUAUUGGGCCUACUGAAUCAAAUCACUAUAACGAACCAAAACAAGCUCAUAAAUUUCCCACUCGUGUAAACCGGUCCAGUCAGAUGCUAUCCAAACCGGGAGCUUCAAAAUCGAUUCUCAUCGUUCCGCACGAUCGAAGCGAAGAAGGAGAGAUCUCUCUGUAGCGAAAAUGGAGACGGCGAAACCGAUUGGGAGUCCGAUUCCGGUGGCGAUUUACCCGACUUUGUCGGUGUUCACUCUAGCGAUUGGCCUCGUCAUCACCGCGUUCUUCUUCAUCUAUGAAGCUACAUCAUCUAGGAAAAACCGUAGCCUCGGGAUGGAGCUCGCAUCUGCAACAGUAGCAUCUGUUUUCUUGGGGUUUGGAUCAUUGUUUUUGCUACUUGCGAGUGGUGUUUAUGUCUGAUACUUCUUCCUCAAUACUGUUCCCGACUAGUUCAUUUAAGGAGUGAAAAAAUCAAGAGUUUUGAUGAAUUAAAAAAGUGCGGUUAAAUAAUAAAAUUUAACCAACAGAUUUUUUUUUUUA